UUGUACAUUUUCUUUCAGACGCAACUACUCUGAGAUUGAGCUACUCUUUCAGCUUCUGAGAGCCUUCACUGGUCGCUUCCUGUGCAACAUGACCUUCCUGAAGGAAUACAUGGAGGAGGAAAUCCCAAAGAACUACAGCAUCACACACAAACGAGCGCUCUUCUUCCGCUUCGUGGAGUUCAAUGACCCACACUUCAAUGAUGAGCUCAAGGCAAAGGUGUUGCAGCACAUCCUGAACCCAGCCUUCCUAUACAGCUUUGAGAAAGGAGAAGGCGAGCAACUGUUGGGGCCACCCAAUCCAGAGGGUGACAACCCUGAGAGCAUCACUAGUGUCUUCAUCACCAAGGUUCUUGAUCCUGAGAAGCAGGCAGAUCUGGCCGACUCAUUGAGGAUCUACUUGCUUCAGUUCUCAACCCUGCUGGUAGAGCAUGCUCCUCAUCACAUCCAUGACAACAACAAGAGCAGAAACAGCAAGCUGAGGCGUCUCAUGACCUUCGCUUGGCCUUGCCUGCUCCCCAAAACCUGCGCCUUGAAGAUCUUGGAGAAGAUCGCCAUAUCCUGUUCAUCUCACUUCCCUCUUCAUUAUAUCCAGUGCCUUUCCAAGUAG
This is a messenger RNA of Sinocyclocheilus grahami, 607 nucleotides long. Its product is annotated as transformation/transcription domain-associated protein-like. NCBI's taxonomy places the organism in Eukaryota, Metazoa, Chordata, Actinopteri, Cypriniformes, Cyprinidae. The transcript has 4 exons. The annotation marks the transcript as partial. The record is from RefSeq and is a predicted model, not a curated record.